This is a messenger RNA of Gossypium raimondii (Peruvian cotton), 2060 nucleotides long. RefSeq names its product tonoplast dicarboxylate transporter. NCBI's taxonomy places the organism in Eukaryota, Viridiplantae, Streptophyta, Magnoliopsida, Malvales, Malvaceae. The record is from RefSeq and is a predicted model, not a curated record. Gene Ontology annotation, molecular function: transmembrane transporter activity. The coding region runs from base 169 to 1761 and encodes 530 amino acids. The transcript is spliced from 6 exons. Gene Ontology annotation, cellular component: membrane. Gene Ontology annotation, biological process: monoatomic anion transmembrane transport.
UUUUAUACUAAUCAACAUUUGUAAGCUAUAUGCCAAAAACAACUAAUUACGGGGAAAAGCGAAUUUGUCAGCAGCUAGCCUCCGUCCGAAGUUUCAGAUAUAAAAGCAAGCCUUGUCCAAGCCUCUUAUUUUCCACCACACUUAAUUUAUAUCCAUCUCGCCGGAAAAAUGCCCGCCGGUGACAAUUCCGAUGAUUCAAAAGCCCCACUUCUCCCCAUCAACGAAUCGGUGGAGUCGUCAUCGAGUUCACCCUUUUCUCUGAAAUCCUUGAUCUCACUUAAAAGUUUCUAUGUGGUGUUAGGACCCAUAUUGUGUGCCAUCGUGUGUGUUUUUGUGAAGUUCGAUGGCCCAGUGACUAGCCGGAACAUGUUAGCUGUUCUAGCCUGGGUCUUCUCUUGGUGGCUCACUGAGGCCGUGCCGAUGCCAAUCACCUCCAUGGCACCUCUCUUUCUGUUUCCCCUCUUUGGAAUUUCUUCUGCAGAUAGUGUUGCCCACUCGUAUAUGGAUGAUGUGAUUACCCUGGUUCUGGGUAGUUUUAUACUUGUUCUUGCUGUUGAGCGCUACAACAUUCAUAGAAGAUUGGCCUUAAAUAUCACUUCGCGCUUCUGCGGGGAGCCAGUGAACCCACCUCUCCUCUUACUCGGCAUAUGCGGGACCACUUUCUUCCUCAGCAUGUGGAUGCACAACGUGGCCUGCGCCGUCAUGAUGAUGCCCGUUGCCACCGGGAUCCUACAGCGCCUCCCGACGGGCCCCACCCAAUCCACCCACAUCCGCGACUUCUGUCGGGCUGUCAUCCUCGGCGUCACUUUCGCCACCCCCAUCGGUGGGAUGAGCACCCUCACCGGAACCGGUGUCAACUUGAUAUUGGUAGCCAUGUAUAAAGGCUCAUAUCCAGAUGCUGAACCCAUCGGCUAUAACACAUGGUUCUUCUUCGGUUUCCCCUUGGCUCUCUUGAUUUUCUUCGCGUUUUGGGCGAUACUCUGUCUGCUCUACUUAUCCAAAGGCUCUAGCCAAGCCCUCUCUGCCUACUUGGAUAAAACCCACCUCAAGAGGGAACUCAACUUGCUAGGUCCAAUGGCUUUUGCAGAGAAGAUGGUUUUAGCUGUGUUCGGGGUGCUGGUAGCUUUAUGGAUGACCAGAAGCAUAACUGAAGACAUUCCGGGAUGGGGAACUCUCUUCAAUGGCCGUGCAGGCGAUGGAACCGUCAGUGUUCUUGUGGCAACUUUUUUGUUCAUAAUUCCUAACAAGAAGCGAAAGGGAGAGAAAUUGAUGGACUGGAACGAAUGCAAGAAGCUGCCAUGGAACAUCAUUUUGUUACUAGGGGCUGGUUUUGCCAUAGCCGACGGUGUCCAGUCAAGCGGACUCGCUGAUCGAUUAUCCAAAACUCUAGAUUUUCUCGAAGAGGCUCCGUAUUUAGCUAUUGCCCCCGCGGUGUGUUUAAUCUGUGCCAUAAUUACCGAGUUUAUAACAUCAAAUGAUGCUACUGCUACCCUUGUACUUCCACUUUUGAUUCAAAUGGCCAAAACCAUGCAUGUUCACCCAUUACUCCUUAUGGUCCCUGGAGCAGUGGGAUCACAAUUUGCUUUUAUUCUUGCGACGGCAACACCUUCGAAUAUCAUUGGAUUCGCGACGGGGCAUAUAAAUAUUCCAGAUAUGGUGAAGACGGGGAUACCGCUUAAGAUUGCUGGCAUUGUGAUUUUAUCCUUGUUAAUGCCUACGCUUGGUGUUUAUGUUUUUGGACUAAACGGAGGAGUUCAAUAGCUGAAAGGGGAAGUAUGAUAUAUAUACAUGUACGUAUAUAGUGUCGUUUGAUAGCAAAAAAAUGGUAAAAUUUAUUGAGACAAGAUGUACAGCCAUACAGGUCUAUCGCAAGUUGUGCCAAAGUAUGAGAAGAAUGAAGCUUCAUUUAUUGGUUGCAACAAAGUGAUGAGCGAUCAGAAGAGUUGUGGGGAGAAUUCUUGAAUCUACUUUUAUCAUUUUGUAGAAUAUGUAUUUCAUUUGUUUUUCAAUUUUUAUAGAAAAUGUUUGUGCAUUCAUAGUGAUGAAUUUAUUACCCUGAA